UCACAAUGCUGACGCUGUUCUUCGACCAGAAUAUCUACAGUUACCGAUAGCGCGGUGAUAUACGGUAGCCACGUAUCUAUUCAAAAUGAGUACUAUGUUUGCAGACACAAUACUUAUCGUCUUUAUAUCUGUUUGUACUGCGUUGUUGGCUGAAGGUAUAACAUGGGUGUUAGUAUACCGCACAGACAAGUACAAGAGGCUCAAGGCUGAAGUAGAAAAACAAAGCAAAAAACUUGAGAAGAAGAAGGAGACAAUUACAGAAUCUGCUGGGCGUCAACAGAAGAAAAAGAUAGAGAGGCAGGAGGAGAAACUCAAGAACAACAAUCGAGACCUGUCAAUGGUGCGAAUGAAGUCCAUGUUUGCCAUUGGUUUCUGCUUUACGGCAUUAAUGGGCAUGUUCAAUUCCAUCUUUGAUGGACGAGUUGUAGCGAAGCUGCCAUUUGUUCCCCUGUCCUACAUCCAAGGCCUUUCUCACCGUAAUCUUCUGGGUGAAGAUUACACUGACUGCUCUUUCAUUUUCCUCUAUAUCUUGUGCACCAUGUCUAUUAGACAGAACAUCCAGAAGAUGCUGGGUCUGGCUCCAUCUCGUGCUGCCACUAAACAAGCUGGAGGGUUUUUGGGACCCCCUCCGCAGGCUGCCAAGUUCUCAUAAACUCAUGAAACAAUGUGCAAGAUGCCACCUCUCGGCUGUAAAAUGCUUUGGACAGACUUGAUGCAACUAAACACCCUCUCCAAAAAAAAAAAAAUAAAUGCAGCAGAUUCCACAGCCUGUGGUGAUAUCACAUAUAACUUUUUUUUUUCCAUAUUUAUAUUUGACCUAAUAAUGUUCAAACUUUGAUUAAUGAUGAUGGUUCAACAGUGGCAGAUACUCUUAUGUUAAAUUGUUGGUUGAUUAAACCUAUUUCCCUGCAUACAGUUUGAAAAUAAUACAGCUAAGGAUAAGCUAAUAAACAGUAUCAUAAGGGAACAACUAGUCACCUGCUAGUUGGAAAAUAGACCUUGCUUUUUAAAAUACUUUUUAUUUUUAUAAUGGUCUCCUUUAUAGGAAAUAUGAGACAUAUUCAUAAGUCAAGUGUAAAUGAUGGUGCUGUAUCAAAAUAGGACAGUAUUGGUAUAAUUGUUUCUUCUAACAGUAAAAGUUGAUGUAAAUGCUUUGCACAGUUUUCUAAAAUUAUUUACCAACUAUUAAAAGCAGUCUUCUUACUUUUGAAAAGAAACCCACUAGCUCAGUGUUGGACCCUAUAGAUUAUCCAUAUGCUGUUUUCUUGCUUCCCAACAAGAGAUAGGAACACCCAUAGCAGCUAUUGUCUGUUCCUUGUUGGCUCAUUUUAGGCAUGGGCUCCCCAAGGACCAGUUUGGGGAACACUGAAUUAGUUGAUCCCAUAGGCUUUGUUUUUUGUUAUUUCAAAAUGCAGAUACAGAUAGGAAGGAGUAUUCACCUCAGUAAACGGAACAUAAUUCACCAAAUGUUGUUUCAUUUGAAUUUCAUUACUUUAUGUAAUUCAUAUUUCUGUGGGUCACUACAUAACUGCACUACAUAUUGAUUAGAAUGCUCUUUAUAUAUGUGUCCACUUUUCAAAUUUGUAUAUUUCAGAUUUUUAUUUUUUAUUCUAUGUAGUUCUACUUUUGGCUUUGCUAAAUUCUUCUAUUUUAACUGUUCAAGCAUCAAUCACCAAAGCAAAUUCCUUGUAUGUGAGAACAUACUUGGCAAAUAAACUUGAUUCUGAUUCUAUUAUAGUUUAGAGAUUCGUGAUCUGACAAACUGCUAUUUGUUCUCGAUUUUAUUUAUUUGAAAUGCAAGACUUAUUGGUUAGGACUUUAUUUAUGCAUACCUGUGUAAAAGUGUGGACGAGAAUAAAAGAGCUAUGGAUUCUAUUGCUGCAA
This is a messenger RNA of Neoarius graeffei (lesser salmon catfish), 1884 nucleotides long. It is a transcript of the gene tmco1, whose product is annotated as transmembrane and coiled-coil domains 1. The record is from RefSeq and is a predicted model, not a curated record. Bases 86 to 652 code for a protein of 188 amino acids. Gene Ontology annotation, molecular function: calcium channel activity. Gene Ontology annotation, biological process: endoplasmic reticulum calcium ion homeostasis. Gene Ontology annotation, cellular component: endoplasmic reticulum membrane; endoplasmic reticulum; cytoplasm. Lineage: Eukaryota; Metazoa; Chordata; Actinopteri; Siluriformes; Ariidae. The transcript is spliced from 7 exons.